Molecule: messenger RNA, 1657 nt
Organism: Impatiens glandulifera
Lineage: Eukaryota; Viridiplantae; Streptophyta; Magnoliopsida; Ericales; Balsaminaceae
Product: 11S globulin seed storage protein Ana o 2.0101-like
Exons: 4
Coding region: 1-1383 (460 amino acids)
Molecular function (GO): nutrient reservoir activity
Source: RefSeq, a predicted model, not a curated record
AUGGCUAACUAUUAUGUCCUUCCAAUUAGCAUACUAUGCUUCCUGGUCCUUACAACCGGAGGCUCUGCUUAUAGACAAGCUGGCCAACAACAGCAAGCGCAGUGUCGCAUCCAAAGCCUCAACCCUCUUGAGUCUGCCAGGCGCAUCCAGCAUGAAGCUGGUUACACCGACGUUUGGGACCAGACCUCUGACCAGAUUCAGUGUGCCGGUGUGGCCGCCUCCCGCCACCUCAUCCAGCAAGGAGGCCUCCUCUUGCCUUCUUUCAACAAUGCCCCUUUGCUAGCCUAUGUUGUACGAGGUAGGGGAAUUGUUGGCAUCAUAAAUCCAGGCUGCGCAGAGACCUUUCAAUCAAGUGAACAGACUGAAUCUGAUGAACGAUUUGGCUCUGAAAGGUUCAGAGAUCAACACCAAAAGAUCCACCCUUGCAGGAAAGGGGACAUUGUUGCCUUCCAAGCUGGUGUAGCUCAUUGGGUCCAUAACGACGGUAACGAAGAACUUGAACUCAUGGUAGUCCACGAUACCAGCAAUGCUGACAACCAGCUCGAUCAAAAUCUCAGAAGAUUCUUCCUUGCCGGUAGCCCACAAGAGUCUGAGAAGCAACAGACGAAAUAUGGGGGACAACAAGAGGAAAUCUUUUCAGGCAACCUUUUUCAGGGAUUUGAGACUGAGGUCUUGGCGGAAUCCUUCAAAGUUGAUUUGGAGACAGCGGCAAGACUACAGGGACAAGAUGAUAACAGAGGAUUCAUCGUCAGAGUAGGGAAGGAAUUCGAAAUGCAAAGACCAUCAAAGUACGAAGACGAAAGAAGAGAGUGGAGCCAAAGAAACAACGGUUUUGAGGAAACUGUUUGCACAAUGAGGAUCAGAGAAAAUCUCGAUGAUCCAGAGAGGGCAGAUGUGUACACCGCUCAGGGUGGUCGCAUCAGCACCGUCAACAGUCAUAAUCUCCCAAUUUUGAAGCAAAUCCAAUUGAGCGCCGAGAGAGGAGUCCUUUACGAGAACGCAAUGGCUGCGCCACACUGGACCCUUAACGCCCACAACAUAAUCUACAUAUUGCGUGGGUCGGGCCGAAUUCAAGUGGUGGGUCACUCCAACCGGGCCGUCUUCAAUGGCGAAGUCCGCCAAGGGCAGCUAUUGGUUGUCCCUCAGAAUUACGCUGAAGUCAAGCAGGCGGGAAGCGAAGGAUUAGAGUGGGUGUCGUUCAAGACAAAUGACAGGGCGGUGUCAAGCCCGCUUGCUGGGAAGACUUCGGUGAUCCGGGCAAUGCCAGAGGAAGUGGUGAUGAGUGUUUUCCGCGUGUCAAGAGCCGAGGCACAUAAGCUAAAGUACAACAGGCAGGAAGUGAGGAUUUUCCCUCAGUCAAAGAGGCAAUUCGAGAGGGCUUGAAAUUGGAGUAAGAAUAGAAGGAAGGAUGAGAUGUAAGUAUAUAUGUAUAAAUAAGAGAACUUGGAAAAAGAAAAUGAACACAAAUCAGUCUAGUUCUCUAAAUGAAUAAGGGUUUUGGAAUAUGAGAAAAUAGGUGAAUAAAUAAUAAUAUCCUGUUUUGUUUUGUUUUGUUUUGCUAUCAUCUAUCAUUUUUGCAUCUCAAAUCAGCUUCAUCUUCUUCUUCAGAAGAGAUAAGUCUCAUGUUUGCUUACUGAACUAUGGAUAUUAUGAAAUC